AUCUGUCUGUGUAUAUAAAUUAGAAUAUACGUUGAUACCAUCACUGUUUCUUUACAUUAUUCUAUUAUUUACAUUAGAGAUGUUGCUCAUGGAGUAAAAUCUUAAGGUGGCACAGAAGUUUAUAAAACUGAUUUGAACUUAGAACUGAAAGGUUGGAUUUUUUACCUAAGAUUCAUUAGAAUCUAAAUAAUGCGAUUAAAAUUACAAAUAUAAAUGUUGGUUUUUACCACCUGGAAUAGUUAAUCAGAAUGACAAAAUGUACCGUUCUACCUUAACUUAUAUCACACGCUUCCCACUACUGCGUACUGCAGACCCAUGUGUUGCUCAGUAGCAUGUUUGCAACCUAGACUAGAGUGUGUUUGACGUAAGAUAAGUAUCAAGCAAGCGCUUGAAUCAAUGAAUUUUAACGAUGCAAAGAAUGAAAUUCUGCAGGUGUUGUCCAAGACGGAGAGACAACAUCUUCCAAAGCUGUUAGAAUGGUUGAAAACAUCCGAUGAUCUGGAUGAUUUCCUGGUGGAUAACCAAAGUGUUAUUCUUCAAAGUAUUGCAGAAGACUUAAGGGUUUGCCUGUCACUGGAGGCUAUGGUUCCCUCAGAGUCUGUGGCUAUUCAGAAGACUCAACAGAAACCUCAUCCCACUGUACAUGUGGAUGCAUUCUUAUAUGAUGAAGAAGCUGUGGAUUCAUUGUGUGAGGAGGGAAAAAUGAGUCGCAACUACUGCCUCAACUGUGGAUCGCACAGAACAGCACCGCUGGAGUUCAUCUCGCAUUCAUUCUCAAUCCCUGAGCUCCAGUUCCUAUUCCACAAUGUUCUUCCAGACCUCACAGGAAAACUGGUGGUGGAUGUGGGAUCUAGACUUGGAGCUGUGCUAUUUGGGGGCUACCUGUACAGUGCAGCAUCUCAGCUUGUGGGGGUUGAAAUAAGCUCAGAGUUUGUCAAGCUUCAAACAAUGGCUGUAGAGAAAUAUGGCUUCAGUGACAGAAUUCAGGUGAUUCAUGCAGAUAUCCGCUCUCAGGCUGCCUUAGUGCAAAAUACAGAUGUUCUGAUCAUGAACAACGUGUUUGAAUACUUCAUGGAACCGAGUGAUCAAAUGCAAGCUUGGCUAUUUAUUAGUCAGAAUUUCAGAAAGAAAGGUGCACUGUUAGUAACUGUACCCAGCAUUCAAGAGGCACUUGCUUUACUUCAGGACGCUGUUUUCCUAGAGACAUUAGUGCUCAGCCGAUGGAUAGAAGAAGUACCACUUGAUUACUCUGUUUAUCUAAAAAAUGACACAGAUCCAGAUUCUCUCAAGCAAAUCCAUCUUUAUAGAGUACUUUGACCCUCAGAAGAGACUCUUAUGAUACAGUGGAACCAAUAAAUACGAUUAGCCUCAGUGAGGCCUUUAACAGGACAAAUUAUGCAAAUAUAUUUGAUUAAACACAGUAUCCUCUUUCGAUGAACUUUCACUUGUCAAUUUUUAAAGUUGAGUUUGAUUGUAAACACAUUUAUACUUAAAAUUGUCCAUUUAUGUAACUAGCCAUACAUUUCAUAUAAUCUCUUUAUGUCAUGUUAUGUUUGCAUUGCUGUAUUAAGCAGUCCACAUGUGAGAGUACCCACUUCCUUAGUUUUUUUAUUUGUUCAAAUGCAUUUCUGUCUCCAACUCUUUCUGUUGAAACAGGAAGUAAGGGGGGAUCGCUGCAUGUGUUUUUUUUUCUCUUUUACAGGCAGAGGUAGUGCCUGGAGACAAUUUACGUUCCUUGAGGUUAUUUUGCCUUGGGUUAUAGCCAAACUCAUUCAAGUCACCGACUGAUGACUUUAGUUGAGAAGUUGAAUUUGUUUGUUAACCCAUUAUAGCUAUUAAAAUAUAAAAAAUAAUUUAUGAUAAUGUGGCACAACCUUUUGCUAAUUG
Sinocyclocheilus anshuiensis is the source of this 1887-nucleotide messenger RNA. RefSeq lists its product as uncharacterized. Gene Ontology annotation, molecular function: S-adenosylmethionine-dependent methyltransferase activity. The record is from RefSeq and is a predicted model, not a curated record. Lineage: Eukaryota; Metazoa; Chordata; Actinopteri; Cypriniformes; Cyprinidae. Bases 397 to 1317 code for a protein of 306 amino acids. The transcript has 8 exons.